Molecule: messenger RNA, 7378 nt
Organism: Lethenteron reissneri (Far Eastern brook lamprey)
Lineage: Eukaryota; Metazoa; Chordata; Hyperoartia; Petromyzontiformes; Petromyzontidae
Product: syntaphilin-like
Biological process (GO): synapse maturation; axonal transport of mitochondrion
Cellular component (GO): cytoplasmic microtubule
Source: RefSeq, a predicted model, not a curated record
UCCACCACCGCUGACGGCACCCCACACACACGCACACAGCCAGCCCAGCCAGCACGCACGCACAGACACUGCCAAUUGGCCCUGCGACGUCACGGCCAGUAUUGCCGCAGCAUGGGGAGGAGCGAUCGUGUAAAAAGAGGAGGGUUGCCGAAGCGAUCCGCUGGUGAGAGAGCAAUUUUUUUUUUGGUGGGGGUAUUUUAACUUCGCGCGAAUGUGUUCGACAAGAGACAUUUAAUGCCAUUGUGGUGCCGCUGCUGCAAGCGGGGUGGCUGCCGCUCCGCAAUGCAGAUGUCCAGUUGGAGCGGGUCAGAACGUCGCAACGACAAGAAACAAUCCAGAAACACGAUAGGAGCACAAAGCAUCUGAAAGCCAACCGCGCUAAUUGGAGGUGCGCUAUGGGCUUCCGGCAACAAGGCGUCGAGCGCUGAGACGGUGCCACCUGGACUUUUCGCGGCUCACCUGACGGACGCUCCAUUGUCCAGACCGCCUGUGACGGGGAAAGCGGAGACUGCGGCACCGCGGAUCGGUUGCGGGGUCCGCGUGCCACCCCACACAGCGGCAGCAGUAGCAGGGUGCUGGUGGCGGCGGUGGCUGAGCGGCAGUCCCGGGCACCACCAUGUCCAACACGAGUGGAAGCCGGCGGACGUCUCUCAGGUCGUGUGCGCAGAGUCGCAGCGCCCUCUUCUCGGUGGUGACUCCGACCGGCUCUGGGCAGGCCACACCGGAGCCCCUCCUGUCUCCGGGGAAGAGGGCACCCUUCCACAGCAGCAGCAGCAGCGGCGGCGGUGCCACCGCCGCCCAGCCUAGGCCCUACUCGGGGACACCGUCCCAUGGCUGCACGAGCAACUUUUCCUACAGCCGGGCUGGAGAGGGCAGCCCCACACACAGGAGGUCCAAGCCAGCCGCCUCCGUGGAGCCGUCUGGGAUGAGAGCGCCCUCCGAGCCGUACCUCACGCCGCUCCAGCAGAAGGAGGUGGCCAUCAGGCACCUGCGGGCCAAGCUGAAGGACUCGCAGAGGCUCAUGCAGGAGAGGGAGGGCGAAAUGGAGGAGCUGCGUCUCAAGCUGGGCCAGAUGCAAGAGGACUGGGUGGAGGAGGAGUACCAGCGUCUGGAAGCCCAGCUGUCCCUCAAGGAGGCCAAGAAGGAGAUUAAGCAGCUCAAGUCGGUCAUCGACACGAUGAAGAACAUGCUGGUGGACAAGGAGCCCGACGGGGGCAAGGGCGUGCAGAAGUACUUUAUCGACAUCAACAUCCAAAACAAGAAGCUGGAGGCUCUGCUCAAGCGGCAGGAGGCGGCGGAGAAUGGCGUAGCCGGGGAGGGGCAGGAGGAGGGUUCGUCGCCGCCAGAGUCGGCUACCCGCAGCUCCGCGUUCACGAAGGGCUCCGAGGAUGAAGGCGAGAGCUCCGACGGCGUGGACACGGACACGGACGCCGAGGCGGAAAAGGGGACGUUGGAAAAACACGCAACCAAAGAAAAUGGCGCAACCGUGGACGCGUGCAACGACAACGUCCGCCCCGGCAUUUCACGGGACACGUCCAAGGAUUGCCUGAGCCUUAUGCUCAGCGACUCCAAACCGCCGACCUUGUCCAUUCACGUGCAGUCGGCUGAGGGCCUGCCAAAGACGCAGUCUCAGCACUCGCUGCUGAAGCUGAUCAUUGCGAGUCCGGUGGAAGAGAACGUUCUGACUUUCUCCCAGGUGGACGUGGACAGGGUCAGGAGGAUCAGCAAGGAGGAGGGCGUGCAGACGGACGAGGUCACGGGUGAAAACGCGCCCGACCCGAGGGUGCUCAAAUCUCAGGCCUCCAGCCCGAUCCUCUCGCAGCUGCACAAAUGGUCGCAGGCGAAUGCAUCCUCCAUAGCCGAUGGCGAACGUGCAGAAGAUGAACUCAGGGAAAGCGCCAUAGAGUUGUUGCAGUUUCAAUGCAACCGAGAAAUGCGGAAGUCGCUGUCGUCCCUGACCUCGGAAGAGCGAGGCUCACUCGACGCAAAGUCUGACUCUGGCGCUUGCUACCCUGAAACGGUGGUGCAGGUGUCUGAUAGGUCAGCUGUGGAGACAACUGCUACAGGUGCAGAUGCACGGAUGGGCCAAACCGCUGCCAGCUCAGCCGCUGCCUCUGUGGAGUGCUGCAAUUGUUUGACCUCGGAUAAUUUUCAGAGCGGCUUACAGGCCGAGCCAGUGGGCAUCAACAACAACAACGCUGCGGUUGACUGCUUGGUAACCAGCCAUUCUAACAGCAGCCUUCAGAGCCUUGUGGAAUUGGCUGAGGAAGCUGCCGAGGAUUGCCCCCAUGCGGAGGCGCCCGAGCCCAGCUACUGGAGCAGCAGCGCCCUGCUGGACACGCUGGUGCUCGCUGGGCCCAUCCUGCCCACGGUCGCCUGGUUCCUCCGGCGGCCCGGAAGCACGGCGGCCGGGGCCGCCGGCGCCGAGGCUGGCGCGGCCGUCGGGGUGGCCGUGGGGCAGCCCUUCUACGGCCUGCCCACACUGCUGCGUGGCUGUUGCCUGCUGGCGCUGCGCUCCCUGCGCUCCAUGCCCAACGCCGUCAUCGCGCCCAUAUGCCUCUGCACAAGGCCCCAGAUCCAACAAGCAGACCCAAACAAUGGGGAGGAGGAGGAGGAGCAUGGGUUGAUGUAGAUGACCGCCGGCUUGCUACGGUCCCGCUGUGUGACGAAGGACGUUGGAUGGCCACGACGAGGGUUGCCACCCCCGAUCCUGUUUUUCCCCCCCAAGAUAAUCCUCUUUUUUUACCCCAAGAUAAUCCUCUUUUUGACAUCGCUGUCAUGACAUUUCCAUAAGUCUUCUCGAGACAUGAAGUCCAGGUUUUUGUCGGUUAUGAUAACAUGCCCGGGUCUUAAUUUCCAAUAGAAUCUUUUCUAGGGCCCACCAAACCCUGCAGACCCCCCCCCCCCCCCCACCGGGCGCUCCAAUAGUGGGGAGAGUGGAGGGGGAGGAAAUAGUUUGCAAAGUUCGGCCCCAGGUAACUUUGGCUGAUACAAUUCCCUGAAUAUACCACUCGAGACAAUGUAUUUACGUGUAGUUCUCCAGUCUUACGAUAACGUGAGAUAUUCCCCUUCCCAUGAUAAGUGCUGUUUUUUGAACCACAGAGGUGGCAAUCCUCGUGGCUGCUACUGAAGAGGUGUCAUGGCCAAUCUAUCUCCCCACCCGAUAUGAAUUUGCUUGCACUAAUGUUUCGUGGAAAAUAACAACGAUAAAUCCUGGAACAGUCAAAUCUCGAUUAUCCGGGAUUUUUGUUUGUAUCAUAGUUUAACGUCUAGGCUUUCGCGACCUAUAUCAUCCAUGACAUAGUUUUUUUUGGGUUAGAUUGCCUAAAAAUGAAUGUGGCGUUAAACACUUGUAAAUGUUGUACUCAGAUUGUAAAUGUUGUGGAUUUCUCUCCAACACACCGGUGUGCUGUACUAGUAACAAAUUGGCAUGUUCUGUUUAUGUGACAACCCCUACUAAUCGUCUGCGAUCUAACCCAAAAACUGGCCUAACGGCUCGAAAUACCAAAACAGCCACCAACAAACAGCAUGAGCGAAGGUGUAAUAGAUACGCGUGUGACACUUUUCUUGAGAUCGACAAAAGGUUAUAUGGAUUUGGGAAAAGAGACGAUGGUGGGAAGGGAAUUCCCAAGUCGAGCAGUGCAUGGAAAGAAUGGGCUCAGUGCUGUGACCUCCAGUGUGGUGUCGAACACCGCAAUGGUUGAGACAAAAAUGGACUUCUGGUAGAAGGGGGAGGGGCAUAGCGUGGAUUAAACAAAACAUGGAUGAUGCAAAUCAGAUGUAAAAUAGACUGCAAGAUCUCAUUUGAUUGUUUUACUUAAGCAUAAUGGGGGUGAAGAGGUGGAAGUGGUCGUGUUGUUUUCUUUUUUCUUUAUUAAAGCGGUCACUUAGUCGAGGGUGAGCAACUGCUAAUAACACUGUGUAACAAAAAAGUACAGAAAAUAGCUAUUAUUCCCCACAAACUUUGCUUUUGUGACCAGGACACAAGAGCAAAGUUGAUAAUCCACUCGAUUAAUAACACUGUGUAACAAUUUUGUUUUCCUGGGUAGUGUUAUUUCCUAAUUUCUUAUGCCUCAAAAGUACAGAAAAUGGCUAUUAUUCCCCAGAAACUUUGCUUUUGCGACCAGGACAGUGAUAUACUGUAUUUUCAAUGAGAAAACGUGUGCAUUUGUGUAAUUCCUUCACUUAAAGUCCUGGUCACAAAAGCAAAGUUUGUGGGGAAUAAUAGCCAUUUUUUAUACGUUUUAGGCAUAAGCAAUUAAAAAAUAACACUUACUACCCAGGGACAAAAAUCGUGUUACAUAGUGUAAUGAUAGAACCAGUGGAGCAUUGGGAAAUCAAAGGCGGAGAGUGAGUGCAAUAACACCAUAUUUUCUCUUUUUUAUCUACAGUCCAGAUAAUCCGUCAACAGAUGUUCGAGCGUUAUCUUUAUUUGUCAAGGAAAGUCUCACUGAAUCUGAAGCCGACACUUGUUUUUGUACCCACUUCCACAAAGGUGUGGGACGACAGGAGACCCCCAGAUGAAGUUCACGCGAACGAGGAGGCGACACUCAAAGCACCGCACAGCUAUAUUCAAGAACUGCUUGCUGUGCUGCCACCACCAGGCCACUUGCUCGCCCGAGCGUACAUGCCACUGGCAUUCCUCGGCAGUCUUCCACUCUUGUGCAGUACUAACCAGGCUAGCACCUGCUUAGCUUCUGUGCUCUGGUGAGAUUGGGCACACAUGCAGGUUACGGGUCUCUGAAUGAAACACCACCACGCUUGGAGCGUAUAUUUAAGCUGAUGAUACUAUGUAGUUUAUACUUUAGUUUUUUACGUGGUUGUUUAGUUACUGCAGCUACAUACUAUUAACAUUCCUUCCUUUUAUUAAUGCUACCCCUAUCCCCUCCCUUUGAUGCUGCUAAUCCUGCAUAAUGCACGGGCAUAAUAUGACUUUGAAACCCCCCGCCAAACCUCCUACGCAUUUCACAAGUAGUACUAAUCACAUACCUGCAUUUCCCAUAAAUAUGCUAAAUUCCUCUAGAUAUGCAAAUUAUUUUGUCAAGGCGCCCUUCCCUUAAAUAUACGCUCCAAGCGUGGUGGUGUUUCAUUCAGACGCUGUCUCCCCGACAGACCUGGUCUUCACCUGAGGAUGGCUGCUUGCGUUGUGGCCGAAACGUUGUGAGAAUUAUUUUAUUAUGUUUUAUUUUUAUUAUUUUAUUACUUCCCUUCUACGUGACUUUACCGAAAGAACCAAGAAGAAGUUACGGGUCUAAUAGCAGCUGAAUGUAAGGGUAUAAACUCUCUCUGAUUCAGGUGCAUGUACGUGAUCUCCAAGGUACAGUAUAACGAUCUGACGAACUAAUCCUCUGGUCAGUUGACUAUAAAAUGUGACCCCUGGGCUUUAUUUGUUGUUGUUUGUUGUCGUUGUCAGCAUAUAACUUCCCACCGCUGGUCAAAAGACUUCCUUAAUGUUUUCUAUUCCUUCCGUUGCUGAGUUCAACUUCAGUAGUGUCCUCCAAACUGCGAUUUUCAUCUUGCCAUCCCUUCCGCUGUCUUCCUCUGCUUCUUAUGCCUCCCCUUGGUAUCUACUCCUCAUGAGACUGCGACAGAAGGUCAUCAUGUCAAAUGGAAUUAGCCUGCACUAAGCUAUUUAGACUGUACUCUUGUGUAGCAUAAACUCAGCUGUUGCCAUGUUGUGUAACCAUUGAACAUAGGCCUGGAUAUAACUGAUAAUACCUUUGUGUAUAAGUAUUUACUCAUAUUACAGUUUGUUGCCUCGUUAACAUUGAACAUAUUUUAAACAUUUUUUAUUAAGUGGUCCUGAUUAUUCUUAUUAUGAUUAUUAUUUGAAUAUACAUUACUGCUCUGCCAAAAAUAUAUAAUAAUGUAGUGUCAUGCAUUUUGUGAUUUGAAAUGCUUUUCUGUAAACAGCAUAUAUAUUUUUUAAACGUUAUUAUAAUUUUAAGGAAUCCAUCCAAAUAUUGUUCGGUGAACUGUAACGUGAAGGAUUUGCAAUACUGUCUACAAAAACUGAAAGCAAUACAUAAAUGUAACGAGCUCUGUAGAAGCUAUAUGGUAGUAUUUAUAGAUAUUAAUUUUAAAACAUGGUAACGGCAUUCAUGAAAACCAUAACCUAACUUUUAACACUUUAUAACACAAUCAGCUGGAUAUAUGCAAAACUUGCUUUUCAUAAAAAUAGAGCAUUAUGUUGUCGUGGUUUUGUGCCUAGAAAAAAAAUCACAGUUAAAUGCAUUCUGCCUUAAACUCUGAGUUAUAAUUUAAGUGCACUACUAUAUUACAUAAAAUGAUGAACCUAUAAUAGAAGGCAUAUAUUAGCUAAGCAUUAGCAGGCAUUAAAGCGAAGUAAAGAUCGCAUUGAUUUUAAAUGGUUCUGUAGAAAUAUUGGGUAGGCAUUUGUGAAACAAACAUUAUGGUGCCACUUUUGCCCAAACAAUAUAACCGUGCAAAAGUAGUAACCAGAAUAUAACGAUACAAUUAAUGAGUGCAGUUUGUAUACUACAGUAAUAUUUAGAAUAACGGCACUUCUUGGAAUGAGACCAUUGGUAAAAUAUAAGAAUGCACAACUUGUGCUAUGAAUUCCACUCAUUGAAAUUAUUUUGCUGUCCUAUUUCGUCUUGCCUUGAUAUCUUGACUUCAGUGCGUCUUUCUCAUGCCUGUAAAAAAAGUAGGCAGUAAACCUCUCAUUCGUAACAAAAAAUGUCAGUGGUGCAAAUGCAUGACCAGGUGCGUUGGCACUUGCCGAAAAUCAUUCACCGAUGACGGUUAAUUGUGGACGAGGUGGUUUGAAGAAAGGUGGCCUUAUGAUGAAUUGUGCACGAUUGAACCGAAUACGUGUACCAAAUGUGUUGAUUAUUGUGUACCGAUGAUAACCAAUUGAUUGCGCCCCAAUUGGUGAAUUGGGAGUGGUCUCCACGAUUCUGGCGACCAAAGGCAAGAUCUGAGAGCGGAUAGAUGGUGGGAGACUGUCAGAGCAGAUCAUGGAGAUCGCGUGUCUCUACGGUGCAGCAGCUGCACCCACAUAUCUGAUUUGCACGGUUGGCUAUGUACGGUGCGAAAAAAGUUCAACAUACUCUUUGUUCAACAUACCUGUUCUCACAGAGGGGAGAAAGCGUUGGCGAGGCGUGGUGUCGGUGGUGGUUGCAUCAAUGGUUUUGGCCUUGAUGCGGUCCUUGAUCCUGAUAUCAAUAAACGCGAUGGAUUUUCCACUUUUGAAGGAUACUAAGAUAAUAGACAAAUGAAUAGUCAAAGAAUAUCGGUAAAUUAUGUGUUGUUGAAUAAUGGUUGACUCGUGUGGACGAAUUAUUAAUACGGCACUUGAAAUGAAUUACAGAAUGUGGAAUUGUCAUCAAAUUAUGAACUGGAAAUUAAUGGACGA